AUGCAGCCGCAGCCGCGGACUGCAGCACAGCGCACCGCUGCAUGCGCAGGCUGGCAGAGCUCGAGCGCAAACCUUAAAAGGCUCUUCAGCCCCGGGCCCGCUUCCGAGGGCUGCACAGGAGGCCACGAUGAUGAAGGAUGCCACGGCAGAAGAAGCCCUGGGCUGCAUCGGCCGCAUGGUCCCCCGGAAGCGAGGUCUCCCCGCCCGGCGCCGGCCGACACCUGGGCGCCGACGCCGGUCACCGCCAUGCGGCGCUACACGCACGAGCGCUACGGGUCAGAGUGA
This is a messenger RNA of Coccomyxa subellipsoidea C-169, 285 nucleotides long. RefSeq lists its product as hypothetical. Bases 1 to 285 code for a protein of 94 amino acids. NCBI's taxonomy places the organism in Eukaryota, Viridiplantae, Chlorophyta, Trebouxiophyceae, Coccomyxaceae. The transcript has 2 exons. The record is from RefSeq and is a predicted model, not a curated record.